This is a messenger RNA of Phytophthora nicotianae INRA-310, 1302 nucleotides long. RefSeq lists its product as hypothetical. NCBI's taxonomy places the organism in Eukaryota, Oomycota, Peronosporomycetes, Peronosporales, Peronosporaceae. The record is from RefSeq and is a predicted model, not a curated record. The transcript has a single exon. The coding region runs from base 1 to 1302 and encodes 433 amino acids.
AUGAAGAGCUACACGCUGGCGGACAGCGUGCUGCCGAAGCGCUUGCACUUGUCACCCGAGCAGGAACAGGCUCUGACUGACUUGGCCGACCGCAUUGUAGCGGAGACGUUGCAGGAGAACGAGGACUUUAUCGCCAACGACCGGCGGGUCGACGCCCGUAUCUGGAAGAAAGUCAAGUCGCGCGAGCAGGUGCACGUGUACCGGACGCGGAGGUCUGGCAGCAAGCACCGUGGCAGCAGCAACGACGUCAACGAGAAAGAACCCAGUCGUCCGAGACUGUUGUCCAACAACGCCGUUGAACAGCAUCAACGCGACGCCAUCGCGGCCGGCCGGCCGCUCGGUUUCGUGAACGACGAGGACGAGGACGUUCGCGGCGAGGAAACCAGUCGAACCAACACGCACAGCUCGACAAGCGAAGGCGGCUCUUUUGCACUGGAAGACAGCGUACUAGCGAAAACCAAGCCGUCGUACGUGCCGUUAAUCGAAGCGUCUGGCGUCAUGGACGGAUCCGUCGAGGACGCGGCGUUCGGAGCCCUGGCCGACACGAAAUAUGCGUGGGAAGUGCGCAACUCGUACACAAAGAACGACGGAUUUGACGGCCGGAAAGUGCUCGCCACGCUACAGAGACCUAGCGAGGAGGACCCGUUCCGGUUCGUCGGUGUUAAAUGGGCCACGCGCGACUACGGCACGUUCAUGACCCGGCGAGAUUUAGUAUUCCUAGAGUCGUCCGGCAUGGCGUUCGACUCCGAUGGCGAGCGUGUGUACUACAGCCUGGCACACUCGAUAGAACUAACCGAGGUGCCCACACUUGACCGGUUGAACAUUAUCCGCAUGAACCUCUCGAGCUGCUACAUCAUGCGACAGCUCAACGACGACAAGAUCGACGUCUACUGCAGAGGAUACUCGGAUAUGGGUGGCGAGAUGCCCGAAGGAUUCAGCGUAAGCUUCUUCUCGGCAGCCGUGGCUGGCGUCUCGGGCAUGGUCGAGUGUUCCUACCUCAAGAAGCUGUCGUGGUACAUGAGCCGCCGUCGGCAGAGCGAUUCUACUGGAGAAUCGCGUUCCAGUCACUGCGGCGUGUGCGGUAAGAGCGUCAAUAAGCUCUCCAGCCUCGUACAGCCCGGCAGCGGGUGUCCGAUCUGCAGACUGCCGGUUUGCAGCAAGUGUAGCGUGCAGAAGAAGUUGUCUAUAGUGUCUCCCGACGACGUCGUCCAGAAGCAGUUCUCCUUCUGCCUGUCCUGCGUCAUUGAAGCACGGAAGCUGCCGGCUUGGGACGUCGCGACGGCGCUGCUCAAGGCCACGUGA